AUGAAAAAACCAAUUAUUUGUAUUUUCUUUAUAUUUUUUAUUUCUAAAAUAUAUUCAAAACAAAGUUUGGUAUAUUACAACAGAUCAUAUAUUGAAUUUGACACUGAAUAUCCGAGAUCAAAUAAUUUCACCUUAUACGAUGAUUAUGAUUGUAAAAAUAUAAAGGAAGUUUAUUCACCUGAAUGCGACACUGAAAAAUGUGUUAUUAAAUUGGAUGAAAAUCAGAUAAAAAACUUUUAUGGAAAUUGUAUUUUAAGAUGCUAUAUUUUUCCUCCAGCCAUAAGUUUUUGUAAUAAACCAGUUGACACGGAUAGCUUCAUGUUUUCAAUAAACCCUUCUCUCUCAAAAUUACCAUCAACUGAAGGGGGUAAAGUUCAACUUACUGGUAAUUAUUUGAGAAAUUAUGUUGAUGAUUAUUACGUUGUAGAAGGAGCUAAAUUAGGUAUGGAAUUUAAGAUUAGUGUUGAUAAAGAGAAUUUUGAUCCUGAAAAUUUAACUCUAAAUUUUCCCCCAGGUUAUGGAAGUUUUAUAUUGUCUCCAGAUCUUAUGUAUAAAAAGGAAAUGAAUUUAAACUAUGCUCCUCCAUAUAUUUCUCAAUGUAAUUACAAAGAUUCAAUAAUCACUUUAGUCGGUUUGAAUUUUUAUAAUAACCCGUCAGUUGCUCACGUCACUAUUAAUGGAAUAAAUGCAUCAAUUGCUUCAAUAGAUCAUCGUUUAUUAAAACUUAAUUAUGUUACUGGAUAUUCUCAAAUAUUAAAUAUAAAUGUUACCAUCGGGGAUAUUUCAUUAGAAAAUAUUUAUACAUUUGAUAUUAAACCACAACCUGUGUCGAUUAGUACAACUGUAUCAACUUCAAAAUAUAAUGGAGGUAUAAUUGCAAUAACUGGAAGCUAUAUGUCAUCAUCUCAAACAUCAAGUACAAAUGUAACUUUAAUCAGUAGUGAUAAUAAAAACUAUAAUUGUGAAUAUAUUUCAUCAACAACAUCUCAAAUCGUAUGUUUAUUAGAACCUGGUGAAGGAUUAAUAAAUAAAAUUAAAAUUAAAAUAGAUGAAAUUGAAAGUACAACUGAAAUAAAUUUUAAAUAUGGUGUACCUCAUUUUACAUCAUCAACUGCAAUUCAAAUUGAUAGAACAAAUGAAUUUUCAAUAACUGGUAUUAACUUUGGUAAUAAUAAUGAAAGAAAUGGUACAAUUAAGCUUUUACGUAAUGGUAAAGAAAAUAAAGGAAUAGAAAUUACAUCAAUAAGUAAUGAUGAAACUAAAUUAUCAUUCAAAUUACCAAAUAUAUGUGAAACAUCUGUAAAGCUAUCAAUUGAGGUUAAUGAUGUUAUUUCAAAUAAUAAUAUAACAAUAACACCACAACCUACAUUUAUAUUAGCUCCAUCAAGACCAUUAACAAAUGGAUCAUCAUUGCAUAUCGAUAAAUACUUUUCAUGUAAAGAGAUAAUUGUAAAACCAUCUAUUACAGUUGAUAAUUCUAAUAAUCAUAUUGAUUGUACUUUGCUUUCAAAUACUGAAACAAGUUGUAAUGUUGGUGCUGGAACUGGUAAACAUUCAUUUAAAUUUUAUGUUGAUGGUAUUGAAAAAAUCAAUUCAUUAUUUGAAUAUGCACCACCAACACUUGUAUCACAUAUUGUCAAUGGAUUGAAAACAAUUACAUUAACUGGUAAUAACUUUGGUAAUGAUUCAUCAAAAUGUAAUUUAAUAUUUGCAAAUAAAAAUGCUACAUGUAAAGCUAUCAGUGAUACAACUAUUACAUUCAAUGCAGAUUCACAAUAUGAUUAUGGUAAUGUUAAUCUUAUAAUCGAUAGUAUUCCAAUGUCAAAUGAAAACUAUAAAAUAAUGCUACCAUCAAUAAUUGGAUUGGUAAAAGAUAAUAAUAUUUCAACAAGAAAUGGAACAGUGUGUAUUAGUGCUUCAAGAUUACCUGAAACUAAAUCUGGUGUCAACAAUUCAAAUAAUGUCACAGUUGAACUUAAAUCACAUUUAAAAGAUGGUACAAAUACAUUUAAAGAUUAUAAUGUUUCAAAUAAUAUGAUUUGUGUAUUAUUAAAUGAUGGAUAUGUUGGUACAUUUGAUUUAUCAGUAUUCAUUUAUAAUGAAUUCAUUUCAAAAUAUACAUUAUCAUAUAAUAAACCAUCAUUUAAUAAUAGUUUAAUUAAUAUUAAAGAUGGUGGUAAUAAAACUUAUCAGUUUGAAGUAUAUGGUAAUGAAUUCGGUGAACCAUUUGAAAUUCAUUUUAAUUCAUCAAAAGGUGAUUUAAUAAUGAAUUGUACAUUCAAUAUAUCAAUUCAACACAAUAAUAAAGAUUUAUACAAUUGUAGUUAUUCAAAAAUCAAUAUUGAUCCAAUUAAAGAUGGUAAUGAACAUUUAUACUUAAAAAUCGGUGAAUCUAAAUAUCCAAUCAAUUCAACAUUAAACUUUGAAAAAAAGAAGUCUGAUAACAAAAGUAGUACAUUGAAGAAAGCAUUAAUUCCAACAUUUGUCGGUGGUGCUGCAUUGUGUGCUGCUGCAUUUAUUGGUUAUAAAUAUAGAGAAAAUAUUUUUAAAAAAAUUGAUAAAUUAAAAAAUGGUAAAUCAAAUGUAUAAUUAUAAAAUAAAAUUAUAAAAACUAAAUGGUUUAUAAAAUUAAAAAUAAAUAAAAAUAAAAAUAAAUAACUCAAU
Messenger RNA from Dictyostelium purpureum, 2664 nucleotides. RefSeq lists its product as uncharacterized. NCBI's taxonomy places the organism in Eukaryota, Evosea, Eumycetozoa, Dictyosteliales, Dictyosteliaceae. The transcript has 2 exons. The coding region runs from base 1 to 2589 and encodes 862 amino acids. The record is from RefSeq and is a predicted model, not a curated record.